This is a messenger RNA of Camelina sativa (false flax), 727 nucleotides long. RefSeq names its product protein BUNDLE SHEATH DEFECTIVE 2, chloroplastic. Gene Ontology annotation, cellular component: protein folding chaperone complex; chloroplast stroma. The record is from RefSeq and is a predicted model, not a curated record. Gene Ontology annotation, molecular function: protein folding chaperone. NCBI's taxonomy places the organism in Eukaryota, Viridiplantae, Streptophyta, Magnoliopsida, Brassicales, Brassicaceae.
AUUUGGUAAAGAGAAGUGAGAGAGCCAUCAUCUUAUCUGCUAUCGAGUGGGUAAGAAGAAUCAGAAAACAGAAAAAAAUGGCGAAUUCACUAUGCUUCUUCUCUUCUCCUCCGACCUAUUGCUUCCAAUCUCCUAGCAAAAGUUCUAAGCCUACUCACUUCUUCUCAACCAAUGAUAACACCUCGUCCUUGGUCCAGAAGAGAGAGCUGCUUCAGACUUCUACCAAAUCCCAAAGCUUUGAGAUUAAGGCCACAAACAGUAGUGGCACUAAAACAAACAGCAUAGUUUGUUCAAAUUGUGAAGGGAAUGGUUGUGUGGCAUGUUCUCAAUGCAAAGGAGGUGGUGUGAAUUUGAUUGAUCAUUUCAAUGGACAGUUCAAAGCUGGUGCACUCUGUUGGCUUUGCAGAGGUAAAAAGGAGGUGUUGUGUGGGGAGUGCAAUGGAGCUGGUUUCCUUGGUGGGUUCUUGAGCACCUUCGAUGAGUAGUAGAAAAGCUUCAACACUCUCUUAUAAAACCUUAGAAGAAGUAAAAUCUUUCCCUCUUUUUCAAUGCUCUUCUAAACCACCUUGUAUUACUUAUUUGUUUUAUUGCACACCAGACUCUUAUUGCAUUGUUGUUUUUCAGAAUUUUUCUUCUACAAAAAAUUAAAUAUUGUUAUGUUUACACCACUAUAGCACCUCUAUAUAGUUAUGUUGAUGGUAUAGCCACCCAUGUGAUUUUACUUUUA